AUGGUCGUCGACCCCUUUAACGUGUCGGGCAAGAUCGACUACGACAAGCUCAUCGACAAGUUCGGGUCGACGCUGCUGACGCCGAGCCUCCUCGACCGCCUCGGCAACCUCGCGCGGAAGCGCGGCAUGAAGCUCCACCGCUUCCUGCGCCGGGGCAUCUUCUUCAGCCACCGCGACCUCGAGAAGAUCCUGACGGCGGCGGAGACGGGCCAGGGCUUGUACUUGUACACGGGCCGGGGGCCGUCGUCGGCGGCGAUGCACCUCGGCCACCUCGUGCCGUUCCUCAUGACGCGGUGGCUCCAGGCGGCGCUGGGCGUGCCCCUCGUGGUCCAGAUGACCGACGACGAGAAGUUCCUCUGGAAGGGCGAGUACGACGAGGCCGCGGGCGACUACGACCUCGACCGGUUCCGCGCGCUGACCGUGCAGAACGCCAAGGACAUCAUCGCGUGCGGCUUCGACAAGGACCGCACCUUCAUCUUCUCCGACGUCGACUACAUGGGCCACAUGUACCCCAACGUCUGCAAGAUCUGGAAGUCCAUCACCUACAACACCGCGCGCGCGGCCUUCGGCUUCGAGGGCAGCUCGAACGUCGGCCAGUCCGCGUUCCCGGCGAUCCAGGCCGCGCCGUCCUUCCCGUCGACCUUCAAGGUCCCGCUGGGGAACCGGGACGACCUGGCCUGCCUCAUCCCCUGCGCCAUCGACCAGGACCCCUACUUCCGCGUCACGCGCGACAUCGCGCACAAGAUCGCGCCGAAGAGCCACCCGUUGAAGGGCAAGCCCGCGCUGAUCCACUCCAAGUUCUUCCCGCCGCUCCAGGGCGCCAUGGGCAAGAUGUCGUCCUCCGACGACAACAGUGCCAUCUUCCUCACGGACGACGACGCGACGAUCGAGCGGAAGAUCAUGACGCACGCGUUCUCCGGCGGCCGCGAGCGGGGCGGGAAACGAGUGAUUCAAGUUCGCUUCAACAUGAGCCGCGAGACCGCGAAGCUCCAGCGCGAGCUCGGCGCGGACCUGGAGGUCGACGUCGCCUUCCAGUGGCUCAAGUUCUUCCUCGAGGACGACGGCGAGCUCGCGUCCAUCGAGGCCCAGUACGGGAGCGGCUCCGGCGACUACUGGAACACGGCCGCGGUGAAGAAGCGGCUCGUCGUCGAGCUCCAGGGGCUCGUCAAGGACCACCAGGCGAAGCGGGACGUGCUGACGGACGCCGACGUGGCGUCGUGGAUGGCCGUGCGGGAAUUGGCGCCCGCGCUCUAGGUGAGCAUAAGGUUACGCCUCCUG
This is a messenger RNA of Aureococcus anophagefferens, 1278 nucleotides long. RefSeq lists its product as hypothetical. Lineage: Eukaryota; Pelagophyceae; Pelagomonadales; Pelagomonadaceae. The record is from RefSeq and is a predicted model, not a curated record. The coding region runs from base 1 to 1254 and encodes 417 amino acids. Gene Ontology annotation, biological process: tryptophanyl-tRNA aminoacylation. The transcript has 2 exons. Gene Ontology annotation, molecular function: tryptophan-tRNA ligase activity; ATP binding. Gene Ontology annotation, cellular component: cytoplasm.